AUGGCAGGCAGAAGUGAAAUGUGCAGUUGGUGUGGGUUGCAGCCACUGGUGCCACCGGAGGCUCAAACCGUUCAGUGUGCUGCGUGCCAAGCCAUCACCCCGGUUCGACCAAAUGACCCUUGGGUUCAAGUCCACGACUCAAUUUACAAUGCAGCAAAUCGGUUUAAAAGCCUCUUGAAUUCUGCGGUGGCUGCUGCUUCUGUCAAUAGCUAUCCGGCAUCGAACGUGCCGAUUAAUGGUUUCUAUUAUCCUAGGCCACCGGGACCCGCGCCGCCAUUGACGCCACCUAACUCCCAUGGGAGGAAGCGAGCGCUUCUAUGUGGAGUGAGCUAUUAUGGACAUGGGAACAAGCUCAAGCUCAAAGGAAGUGUGAAUGAUGUUAGGUGCAUGAGCUACUUUCAGGUGGAGAAGUUGGGUUUCCCCAAUGAUUCCAUACUCAUCCUAACAGAGGAGGAGACAGAUUCAUUUAGGAUUCCGACGAAACAUAACAUCCGAAUGGCGAUGAGAUGGCUGGUCCAGGGGAUUCAGUCAGGUGACUCGUUGGUCUUCCACUUCUCCGGCCAUGGCUCAAGGCAGCGCGACCACAACAUGGAUGAGAUUGACGGCUACGACGAAACACUGUGCCCUGUUGAUUACACGACGGAGGGGAUGAUAGUUGAUGAUGAAAUUAAUGCCACCAUCGUUCGCCCACUACCCCAUGGUGCCAAGCUUCAUGCCAUCAUGGAUGCCUGCCACAGUGGAACUGUACUUGAUCUGCCAUUCGUGUGCAGGAUGAAUAGGGAAGGAUACUACACAUGGGAAGAUCAAAGAUGUAUGUCAGGCGUUUAUAAAGGAACAAGAGGUGGGCUAGCAAUCUCUUUCAGUGCCUGUGAUGAUCACCAGACCUCUGCGGACACAACGGCUUUCUCAGGUAAAGUGUCAACGGGUGCCUUGACUUAUAGCUUCAUCCAAGCAGUGCAAAAUGAACCAGGAUUAACUUAUGGUCGCUUGUUAAAUCGCAUGCGCUAUGCAAUUCGUGAGGCCAAAACUGGAAUACGUCUAAAUGGCCCAAUUGCAUCUCUUGUUAAUAGAUUAUUAUGCAUGGAGUUAUCACAGACACCUAAAGGUAACCCACGAGCAAGCAUUGAACAAGACAUCCAAAAGGAUGCCGGUGGAAGGAAGGCAUUGAAGAUUUCCGAGAUGGAUCUGUCGGAGAAGCAAACUGAUAUAUGGCAACAAGAAUCCUCAUAA
Molecule: messenger RNA, 1230 nt
Organism: Corylus avellana
Lineage: Eukaryota; Viridiplantae; Streptophyta; Magnoliopsida; Fagales; Betulaceae
Source: RefSeq, a predicted model, not a curated record